Scomber scombrus (Atlantic mackerel) is the source of this 4641-nucleotide messenger RNA. Its product is annotated as NLR family CARD domain-containing protein 3-like. The record is from RefSeq and is a predicted model, not a curated record. The transcript has 11 exons. Gene Ontology annotation, molecular function: protein binding. NCBI's taxonomy places the organism in Eukaryota, Metazoa, Chordata, Actinopteri, Scombriformes, Scombridae. Bases 1 to 3669 code for a protein of 1222 amino acids.
AUGGAUAGACCAGACUCUGCUGGACCUGGACCUGGACCUGGACCUGGACCUGGACCUGGACCUGGACCUGGACCUGGACCCAGCUGUGUGUCUAUGAAGAGUGAUCGGUCAAAGGGUCAACUCAUUUAUUUUAAAGAACAACGUCCGGAUGCAACAAGGAGGAAGCUGGACCAACCUGAACCCAGCUGUGUGUCUAUGAGGAGCGAUCGGUCUAUGGAGCUUCCUUAUAACUUCAAAGAUGGACGCCACUCUGAUGAUCACAGAGUGGACCAGGAGAGCUCAGAGGUUCCCAGUGGUCAGUCUGCCCAGCAGCAUCAAACACACCUGGACUCCAUAUUUAUGCUGCUGGAGGAGAACAUCGUCACUUUUGUGAAGAACGAGCUGAAGAAGAUGCAGAAGGUUCUGAGUCCAGAUUACCCAGAAUGCUUAGAGAGUCAGAGUGAGGACGAGGAGGUGUUGAACUGUGAGGAGAAAGAGCAGAGGAGGAGAAGCAGAGACGCAUUUCUGAAGAUCACACUGCACUUCCUGAGGAGAAUGAAGCAGGAGGAGCUGGCUGAGCUUCUGCAGAGCAGAACUCCUGCUGGCAGGUGUCGACGUAAACUCAAGUCUAACCUGAAGAAGAAGUUCCAGUGUGUGUUUGAGGGGAUCGCUAAAGCAGGAAACCCAACCCUUCUGAAUGAGAUCUACACACCGCUCUACAUCACAGAGGGAGGGACUGCAGAGGUCAAUGAUGAACAUGAGGUCAGACAGAUUGAAACAGCAUCCAGGAAACCACACAGACCAGAAACAUCAAUCAGACAAGAAGACAUCUUUAAAGCCUCACCUGGAAGAGAUGAACCAAUCAGAACAGUGAUGACAAAGGGAGUGGCUGGCAUUGGGAAAACAGUCUUAACACAGAAGUUCACUCUGGACUGGGCUGAAGACAAAGCCAACCAGGACAUACACUUCACAUUUCCAUUCACUUUCAGAGAGCUGAAUGUGCUGAAAGAGAAAAAGUACAGCUUGGUGGAACUUGUUCAUCACUUCUUUACUGAAACCAAAGAAGCAGGAAUCUGCAGGUUUGAAGAGUUCCAGGUUGUGUUCAUCUUUGACGGUCUGGAUGAGUGUCGACUUCCUCUGGACUUCCACAACACUGAGAUCCUGACUGAUGUUACAGAGUCCACCUCAGUGGAUGUGCUGCUGACAAACCUCAUCAGGGGGAAACUGCUUCCCUCUGCUCGCCUCUGGAUAACCACACGACCUGCAGCAGCCAAUCAGAUCCCUCCUGAGUGUGUCAGCAUGGUGACAGAGGUCAGAGGGUUCACUGACCCACAGAAGGAGGAGUACUUCAGGAAGAGAUUCAGAGAUGAGGAGCAGGCCAGCACCAUCAUCUCCCACAUCAAGACAUCACGAAGCCUUCACAUCAUGUGCCACAUCCCAGUCUUCUGCUGGAUCACUGCUACAGUUCUGGAGGAUGUGUUGAAAAGCAGAGAGAGAGGAGAACUGCCCAAGACCCUGACUGAGAUGUACAUCCACUUCCUGGUUCUUCAGUCCAAACUGAAGAAUGUCAAGUAUGAUGGAGGAGCUGGGACAGAUCCACACUGGAGUCCAGAGAGCAGGAAGAUGAUUGAGUCUUUGGGAAAACUGGCUUUUGAGCAGCUGCAGAAAGGCAACCUGAUCUUCUAUGAAUCAGACCUGACAGAGUGUGGCAUCGAUAUCAAAGAAGCCUCAGUGUGCUCAGGAGUGUUCACACAGGUCUUUAAAGAGGAGAGAGGGCUGUACCAGGACAAGGUGUUCUGCUUCGUCCAUCUGAGCCUUCAGGAGUUUCUGGCUGCUCUUCAUGUCCAUCUGACAUUCAUCAAGUCUGGAGUCAAUCUGCUGGAAGAAGAACAAACAACAUCCCAGAAGUCUAAAACUAAACAAGAAUCUGCAGAGACACGUUUCUACCAGAGUGCUGUGGACGAGGCCUUAAAGAGUCCAAAUGGACACCUGGACUUGUUCCUCCGCUUCCUCCUGGGUCUUUCACUGCAGACCAAUCAGACUCUCUUACAAGGCCUGAUGACACAGACAGGAAGUAGCACACAGACCAAUCAGAAAACAGUUGAGUACAUCAAGAAGAAGCUCAGUGAGAAUGUUUCUGCAGAGAGAAGCAUCAAUCUGUUCCACUGUCUGAAUGAACUGAAUGAUCAUUCUCUAGUGGAGGAGAUCCAACAGUACCUGAGAUCAGGAAGUCUCUCCACAGAUGAACUGUCUCCUGCUCAGUGGUCAGCUCUGGUCUUCAUCUUACUGUCAUCAGAAAAAGAUCUGGAUGUGUUUGACCUGAAGAAAUACUCUGCUUCAGAGGAGGCUCUUCUGAGGCUGCUGCCAGUGGUCAAAGCCUCCAACAAAGCUCUGCUGAGUGGCUGUAACCUCUCAGAGAGAAGCUGUGCAGCUCUGUCCUCAGUUCUCAGCUCCCAGUCCUCUAGUCUGAGAGAUCUGGACCUGAGUAACAACAACCUGCAGGAUUCAGGAGUGACGCAGAUUUCUGCUGGACUGGAGAGUCCACACUGUACACUGAAGACUCUCAGCCUGUCAGGAUGUCUGAUCACAGAGGAAGGCUGUGCUUCUCUGGCCUCAGCUCUGCGCUCCAACCCCUCCCAUCUGAAAGAGCUGGACCUGAGCUACAAUCAUCCAGGAGACUCAGGAGAGAAGCUUCUGUCUGCUGGACUGGAGGAUCCACACUGGAGACUGGACACUCUCAGGCUGAGUAACUGUAACCUCUCAGAGAGAAGCUGUGCAGCUCUGUCCUCAGUUCUCAGCUCCCAGUCCUCUAGUCUGAGAGAUCUGGACCUGAGUAACAACAACCUGCAGGAUUCAGGAGUGAAGCAGCUUUCUGCUGGACUGGAGAGUCCACACUGUGAACUGAAAACUCUCAGUCUGUUAGGAUGUCUGAUCACAGAGGAAGGCUGUGCUUCUCUGGCCUCAGCUCUGCGCUCCAACCCCUCCCAUCUGAGAGAGCUGGAUCUGAGCUACAAUCAUCCAGGAGACUCAGGAGAGAAGCUUCUGUCUGCUGGACUGGAGGAUCCACACUGGAGACUGGACACUCUCAGCCUGCAGCCUGCUGGAGUCCGAUGGUUGACACCAGGUCUGAGGAAGUAUUUCUAUGAACUCAAACUGGAUCCAAACACAAUGAACAGAAACCUCAAACUGUCUGAUAACAACAGGAAGGUGACACAUGUGGAGGAGGAUCAGUCAUAUCCUGAUCAUCCAGACAGAUUUGAUGUCUGUGAUCAGCUGCUGAGUAGAAAUGUUCUGACUGGUCGAUGUUACUGGGAGGUCGAGAGGAGAGGAAACGUUUAUAUAUCAGUGAGUUACAGAAGAAUCAGAAGGAAAGGAAACAGUUAUGACUGUUGGUUUGGACAUAACGAUCAGUCCUGGAGUCUGUUCUGCUCGGAUGGUGGUUACUCUGUCCAUCACAAUAACAGACGAACAUCCAUCUCCUCCUCCUCCUCCUCCUCCUCCUCCUCCUCCUCCUCUAACAGAGUAGCAGUGUAUGUGGACUGUCCUGCUGGCACUCUGUCCUUCUACAGAGUCUCCUCUGACACACUGAUCCACCUCCACACCUUCAACACCACAUUCACUGAACCUCUGUGUGCUGGGUUUGGGUUCUGGCUUGGUUCUGGUUCCUCAGUGUCUCUGUGUGGUCUGUAGGAAGGAGAGUCUCCUCCUGUCAGAGAAACGUUCUCAUGUUAUUUAGCACCAACCUGAUCUCUCACUGGUUGUAAAUAGAGUUUCUAAAGCCAACAUGGUUUCCACAUGACUGACAGUUAGUUAGUCAGUCACAUAUAUCCACAUUUAAAAAGCUGUAAAACAGAAGCUGAUUUUCUCAGAGCAGAUAUCUCAGUCUGUUAGAGGACUGUUUGGAGGUUCGGAGGUCGUGGCUUUGAUCCUUAUGAGUCUCAGUCAAUGUUCAAGUCCAACACCCAAAGUGAAACUCAGAAGCUCUCAGAGAGAAAACCACCAGCGGCUCAAAGUUUACUGAAACGUCAAGUUGUGACCGAGCUUUUUAAACAUGUUGGAAGAGUUUAGCCACUAACUAUAACACACAUAAUGACAGUAAGUAUCUGCUGGCCUAGAGAGGAACUUUGGUCUUUCUCCUCUUAUUUGGUUUUUUGGGCUUCUUGUUCAAUGACUUGAUUUUUUAAUCAUAUAGUGGAUUCAGAAACCAACAUGUUUUUAUUUGUGUCUCUACUGGAUGUGCAUGUACAGCUGUCAAUCAACAUGAUGAUUCAUCCAUUCAUCCAUUCAUAGUUUUGUCUCUAAAAUGUCAGAAAAUAGUGAAAAUAUUGUGUUUUUAUUAUUUUACUGUUUAGUUUUAACUUGUUUUUACAGUUUAAUAUUUAGUUGUUAUGUAAAUCACAUUGAAUUGACCCAGUGUAUGAAAUGUGCUAUAUAAAUAAAGCUGUCUUGCCUAAAACGCUGGUUAUAAUCUCACAGAGUCAAAGGCAGCGUCUUUAAAUGUCUCAUUGUGUCUGAACUAAAGUCCAGAACAUCAAAUAUUCAGUUUAUUAUCAUGUGUGAAUGUUGAGUCUCUUUAAAUGAAACCUGAGGAGUUCGGUGUAGACCUGCUCUAUGUGGAAAGAGCCUUGAGAUGACUUUACAAAUAAAGAUUGAUUGAUUUGA